CUCGGAUUGAAAUUAAUGUUUUGUCUUGUGGCAUUAUGAACGGAAAGAUGUGUCGCAAAUAGUGUCAUUUUCAAAAUUAAUUUGCUAAACCGUAUGUUCCUCUUAUAGGGUCUAUAGAUCGGCGAGGACCGUAAUUUUAAAAUUUUUGCUGUAGCAGAUUUUUUGCAGUCGUUUUAGAUUUUAUUACAGUAGAAUUUUAUGGAAAGCAUUAAAAAAUUACUUUGGAUAUUUGGCUCUGCAGAGCACUUGUACAGCUCUAAGUUAUUUCAAGAGUUGUGGUUUCAAAAAAAAAUUUAAAACUUAAUUGCUCUGAAUUUGGUGUUUUAGAAAUAAAUAAAACUAUAGACAGCACAUACAGCAACUACCAAUCACCCCGUAGAUUUGAAUAAAUGAUACAAAUGGUUUUAUCUGAUUUUGGGACGCUAAGCUCAAGUCAAAGACAUGGUUGGUUUGCGAUAUAUUGUGUGUUUGAUUUUUGAUGGUAUACUAGUUGGAAGUACUUUUGACGUCGGUCGAUAUACUAGUUGGAAGUACUUUUGACUCGUCAUUUUUCUUCUAAAACGAACUUGAGUUUUUUUUAAAAAAUGAAAUAUGAAUUCAACAACAAUACAACUAGUGUGUAAUGCAGAAAGAAAGAAUAAAACAAUACAACUAGUGGUUGUCGCCGCUCUACUCUGAGGAGCCAAAGUUCCAAAAGCAGCAGUAGCCAAUAAGUAAAGCCUCAAUGGACACAAGUAUCGCUAUGUCGGAUCACACCAACUACAUUCCAAAAAAAAUGUUUAUAAUGUUAUCCAAAACUCAAUAAAAAGUUAUGGAAUAAAUAAAUUAUGGAAUAAAUAAAAGUUUAUAUGAACGCUUCUGCCAUAACACUGCAGCUUCAGAAGAAGUCAAAGAUAAAUUAGGGUUUCUUCUGCUGAUUCUAGUUGCUUUUACCAAUUUACAGUUCUCCCUUGGCAGCCUAAAAAUCUCAGAACCCACAAGGAAUGUCUUAUGAUCAGUACUUCUAAGCCGCAACUGUAUGUUAUAUUUCAUAAAGAAAUCUGUUUGUUCACUUAGCUUGGUCUAUAUUCGUUAGUCCUCAAACCCAGAGCUUUGCAAACUCUCGAUAAUACUUAGAACCACAAGCCCAAGCCCAUCGGAGCUGAGUCCAAAGUUAACUAACAAGAGUUUGUCUCUUUCUUCAAUGAAUGAACGUUCAGAGAGCUGAAUAAGUUUAGGGUUUCGUAUCUUAUCGAUUCUCCCUACAACCACCUAUCUUAACGCAUAAACAAUAAGGAAAAAGUGAUAUGGACCUCACAGAGAAAGCAACCGCACGAUGAGUGACUCUGCACUUAGAGACUCUUACAUACAUGAACGAUAGAGCCUCUCUGAUCAUGCUAGAUAAACAAGACAUCUAUUCACAUUCAUCAAAGCCUGAGUCGACAUGAUGCUCAUGUAAAAUGAAAAAAGUAAAACGAAACUCUCUCUUAACUCUUAAAAUGGAAGAACUCAUGCAUAUAUAUAUAUAUUUUUAUAUUAUUAUUAGCGAUGUUUAUGCAUUGAUGUGCACGAGUGAUUCUAUACCUUAUUGGCUUUGUUAAAAGAAAAUCCAGUAAGGCUUGUCUCCUUGGAGAUGAUGAUACCAGCACCAUUCAUGCAUAUAUUCACUCUCAAAACCUCAUGUCCAACCAAUAAAUAUUAGCACAUUACACUUCAUGACACAACUACUAGAGCUUUAAAAAUACUUGAAAGAGAUCAAACUCUGUAGUGUAGGAGGCAGACAAGAUUUUCACCAACCUUCAAAAAGAUUAAGAUAAGCUGGUGCACAUGAAUGUAUACGCAAGUGGUGCUGAUACCAUAUGCCUCAAAGGAGACAAAACCUGCUGUCUUACCAUUACAAUCUAUUUAUAAAAUAGUUUCAUGUGAUCAAAUCAGAAUCAAGAUUUGAACUACCUAAAGAUUCCUCAUGUCUCUCUUCCUUAUUGUUAUAUAUAUAUAUGUAUUGACAAUAGAGCCAAUGGAAAAACAUAACAAACACAAAAGCAUUUUCUACAUCUCAAAACAAAAAAAAAAUGACUGUUUCUUUUCAUGCUCGUUCUAACAGCGUCCCCUCUUUACAACACCCACAAGCUGCUUAUGUCGAUGAGCAGUUGACCAGAUUAAGAUCUUCUGAGGCAGUCUCUUCAUCUUCCAGCUCUUCCAUCUACCAAAGACUAAGCAACCUUCAAGAUUUAUAUGAUUCUCUUGAGAAAAUGAUUCGCCUAUCUAUCACCAACCAGGCUUUAUCUCAAGAUCAGAUCGAGAAGCUUAUUGAUGGAUCCCUCAUGAUCUUGGAUUUGUGCAACGCCGCCAAGGACGCUUUGUCGCAGAUGAAAGAAGGUCUCAAAGAGAUUCAAUCUAUUCUACGGAGAAAGCGUGGAGAUCUAUCAGCGGAGGUCAAGAAAUACUUAGCCACAAGAAAGUCUCUCAAAAAGUCAUUCCAAAAAGUGCUCAAGAACUUGAAAGUGGGACAGAACAAAGAGACCACGGGUAGAUCAUUGGUUGUGUUUGGACAAACAGAAGGUGUAACAGUUGCUUUGUUUGAAUCUCUGUUUAGUUUCAUGUCCGGAUCAAAGGCCUGUGGAAAAUGGUCAUUGGUUUCGAAGAUUAUGAGCCAGAACAAAGCUACAUGUGAAGCUGAAGCAAAUGAAUUCACAAGAGUGGAUUAUGUGUUUCAAUCUGAGAAGUUAUUGAAGAUGGAAGAUGUGCAGAUGCUAGAGUCGUGCAUUCAAGAUCUUGAAGAUGGAAUUGAGUCACUCUCAAAGUCAAUGAUCAAAUACAGAGUCUCACUUCUUAACAUCGUAUAGGUCGUUGCGCCUGUAAAGUUUUGUACGGAAAUGGAAAUGUUAAUAUACAUGUAAAUGAGAAUAGAAACAAACAAUAUUUUGGUCAUAUAACCUUUGAUACUGUCUAUCUAUACUGUUCGUAUUUUUUUGCCUAAAUCUUUACUCAUUAAGGAACCUUCAAGAAACAAGUCAACGAACAAGUAAAAAAAUCUUUGGAAAGGAUGCCGUCUGAUGAGUAAAACCCAUUGAUCACUAAGCGUGAUCAGACCAUAGGACUUGUUAGUUGUAAUUUUCACCGCAGGAAACUGGACAUACUUGAAUUUUCUUCUGGUUGUAUCGUCUAUUUUCUAAAGUGUUACUAAUUAAGAUAUUAUGCAAUUCUUUUUCUACUAAUAAAAUCCACAGAUAUUGUUACUCUGUUUUGAUUCAUUAGCUUUAAACCCUAGUGUAAAUAUUUUCUGACG
Messenger RNA from Brassica napus (rape), 3268 nucleotides. RefSeq lists its product as uncharacterized. The coding region runs from base 2052 to 2825 and encodes 257 amino acids. NCBI's taxonomy places the organism in Eukaryota, Viridiplantae, Streptophyta, Magnoliopsida, Brassicales, Brassicaceae. Gene Ontology annotation, biological process: shoot system development; root development. The transcript has a single exon. The record is from RefSeq and is a predicted model, not a curated record.